UCCGGCUGGGAUGGACCUCCGGUCCUGUGGAGCCCGGGAGCGGUUGGUGACCGUGUCUGGUUGCAGUGAGGGUAGCCGUCAAGGGGGCAAAGACUCCAGGUUGCCCUGACAUGCUGCUUCCUCGUGUUUGCUUCUUGGAUUAUCGUUCCUCUCUUCCUGGAAUAUGGGUCGGGGGAAGAUAUCCCUAAGGACUGAGAAGUGAGAUAGCCGGUCUGGGCUGGUGUCACUGGUCUGUAGCUUUGGGAAAUCUGGGGUUAGUACACUGUGGGACAGACAGUAGAGGUGGAAUGUUCAUUCCAGGAGGUGAGAGGGAGGCCCCAGGGGAAGAGAAAAAGACCAGAGGCUGUCUUAAACCAAGACGUGGAGGUGUUUCUUACAAAAGCUGUCCAGUGCCCAGGGCUGGGGCCUUGCACCUGCACCCUUAAGGCCUUAUUGGCAGAUGGGAGGGGCUGAUGGAGUUUACUCUCUGCUUGCCAGCUGUCAGAAGGCCAGGGCAUCACAGGCUCAGGCCUGAGGCUAAGGACUUGGUCAAAAGUGAUUCAGCCCUCUUCCUUAGGCAGUCCCAGCUUGGGAUCUCUCAGGUCCAGGAUGUGGCAGGUUCUUCACCCUCUGGCCCUCUUUCACUACACAAUCUCUCUCUUGGCUGCCAAGAGUUGGCCACCUGUUUUUAUGAGUCUUCUGUAGUAAGUUCUCACUCUCACUUUCUUCUUGUUUUGUUUUUAGAGACAAGGUUUCUCUGUGUAACAGUUCUGGCUCUCCUGGAACUCACUCUGUAGACCAGGCUGUCCUUGAACUCACAGAGAUCUGCCUGCCUCUGCCUCCCAAGUGCUGGCACUAAAGGCAUGAGCCACUAUGUCUGGUUUCUCUCUCUCUCUCUCUCUCUCUCUCUCUCUCUCUCUCUCUCUCUCUCUCCCUCUCUCUUUGACGUAGGAUCCCACUAUGUAGCUUUGGAUGUCUUGGAACUUGCUAUGUAGAGCAGCCUGGCCUUGAACCCACAGAUAUCUGCCUAACUUUGCCGUAAGAGUGCUAGGAUUAAAAGUGUAUGCCACCCCUAUGCCACCUCAGGACAGCCAGGACUGUUACACAGAGAAACCCUGUCUCCAAAACAAAAAAGGAUAUGCCACCGCAUCUGGCUCACCCUCACUUUCUCGAACUGUCUCUUUCCUGGGAUUCAGGCUUUUCCCAGAAUCUCAACUUCCUGAGAUAACUGGUCCUGGGCAGCAGCAACUCUGGUGCUGAGCCUGCUUCAUCCAUCCCCAGAGCACCCCUGUCCCAAUGCCUUGCCUUCUGUUCACUUUCCUACCUGGCACAAGGAGGUCCCCAGCGCUCUGUCUGCACCCUCUGACACACCUUCACCCCUCCUCCCAUUUCUUCUGACCUUCCCUUGGCUUCACAGCACCUACUAGAGUCAAGAUCUGCUCCUAUGGCCAGCCCUGGGCAGCCUGGGCCUGGGGAGGGCCAGGAGGAAGAGGAGACCAAGGGAGCCUCGGCAGGGCAUCAUCGUGCAGAGAUGCUGCAGCAGGCCCAGGAGCUCUUUCUACUGUGUGACAAGGAUGCUAAGGGCUUCAUCACUAGGCAGGACUUGCAGGGCCUACAGAGUGAUCUUCCCCUUACGCCUGAGCAGCUGGAGGCUGUAUUUGAAAGUCUGGAUCAAGCCCACACUGGCUUCCUCACAGCCCGGGAGUUCUGCCUAGGCCUGGGGAAGUUUGUGGGGGUGGAGUCGGCCCAAGGUGGGUCCUCCUUGAGGACUCCUGAGGAAACCUUUGAGUCAAGCACAGGGGGCUCUCUGGAGGAGGACGACGAUGUUGAGACAUUCUGCACUUCCUUAGAGAAGCUGGGAGUGGCCCGGGUCCUGGGCGAGCAAUGGGCUGUGAGGACACUCUGGGUCAGGCUACAGCGCGAGCGACCCGAGCUGUUGGGGUCUCUGGAGGAAGUUCUGGUGCGCGCGUCGGCCUGCCUGGAGGCGGCGGCCCGGGAGCGCGACGGUUUGGAGCAGGCGCUGCGGCGGCGGGAGAGUGAGCACGAGAGGGAGGUGCGCGGACUUUACGAAGAGCUGGAGCAGCAGCUGGGGGAGCAGCGGCGCCGCGUGCAGAGCCAGAAACUACCCCGGGAGGAACAGAGGGGCCACCUGGAGCUGGAGCUGCAGACCCGCGAGCAGGAGCUGGAGCGCGCCGGCCUGCGGCAGCGGGAACUGGAACAGCAGCUGCAGGCCCGGACUGAAGAACAGCUAGAGGUACAGGCCCAGCACACCCAGCUGCGUAGGGCCUAUGAGGCGAUACGGGCACAGCUGGACCAGGCGCAAGAGCAGCUCAGCCGACUGGAGGGCGAAGCACAGGGUCGUCAGGAGCAAACCCAAAGAGAUGUGGUUGCUGUCUCCAGGAACAUGCAGAAAGAGAAACUCAGCCUCCUAAGGCAGCUGGAGCUGCUGAGGGAGCUGAAUCUGCGCCUUCGAGAUGAGAGAGAUGCCUGUGAGACUAAGCUGCUGGGCAGUAGCCACAGGAAGGCUCUAGCUAUCGCCCACAAGCCUGGGCCCACCUACUGCUGCUGCUGCUGUGGCGGGGCUCGGCCCCCCAGACGAGGCUCUGGCCAUCUUCCUAGUGCCCGAUGACCAGCCCCAAAUGACUCACUAGGCCUUCCUUAUCUAGAGGAGCUACUCCUAGAAGGGGACUGGUCAUGGGUGGUGGUUGCCUGCUAAGUAUGGGGCUCUAGGCAGAAAGCAUCACCUGCCUGAAGGAACUAACCUCUGAGUGGUCAAGGUCUUCAGUCUCCAUCCUGUUUUCACCUCUGUUUAGCGGACCAAUAAAGGCCACUGAGUACUGUGCACACUUCUUGCCUUUCGUGUGUCUGGGAGGCCCAGUGCAUUUAUGGUUCAUGCUUGGUGUC
This is a messenger RNA of Peromyscus eremicus (cactus mouse), 2883 nucleotides long. RefSeq names its product calcium release activated channel regulator 2B (gene Cracr2b). Bases 1424 to 2608 code for a protein of 394 amino acids. NCBI's taxonomy places the organism in Eukaryota, Metazoa, Chordata, Mammalia, Rodentia, Cricetidae. Gene Ontology annotation, molecular function: calcium ion binding. The transcript has 9 exons. The record is from RefSeq and is a predicted model, not a curated record.